AUAAGUAUGUGGCGUUCUUAUUAAAGAAAUCAUAGCUACAUUAUACUUUGUAAAUCGCAGUUAGUAUAUCGGUGUAUGCCGACUACUCCAGCUGCCGCCGCUGCACCAGCCUCCAGAUCCUGCGUGCUGCUGUCCGUAGUUCUGCCGGUCAGCCGAGUGCGCCGAGCCUCGCUGUCACCGAUCACCGCGCCACCGCGGUGUCCGCAUCGGGAUCAGCUGACUGGCCGUUUUGUUCUUUUAGCAAUAGUCUGCGCGGUUUGGCUUUGUUUAUUUCGCUUUACUUGGCACGUUAUUCGCUCGUACGUAUUUUUAAUUUAUCUUGAUUUUAACAAUGGCCGAAGACUUAAGGCACUGGUCCGUGCUCGUAGUACCAUAAAAUCGAGAAUUACUAUAUUCACCAAACAUUUUAAUAAUGUCAAAACGAAUGACUAUAAAACUAUUACUGAAAUACAAAUUGAUGAACUUCAAUUUAAACUAGAUCGGUUCCAAUCAUUAAUGUCGCAAUUUGAUGAAAUUCAAGGAAAGAUCGAAAUGUUGUCUUCUGAUUCUGAAGAACAGAUAAAUGAAAGGGAUGUUAUGGAAGAUAAUUUUGGUUCAUUAAUCUGUCAAGUGAAAAAAUAUAUUGAAGGGUUUCAUAACUUUCAUAAUAAUGGCGAAAAUGAUUUGGUAGUUAAUUCACAUUCAUCCAAACACUCCAAAUCAUUUAAUAUCAAAUUGCCGACUAUAGAUUUGCCUCACUUUGAUGGAAAUUCAUUAAAAUGGUUAGAAUUUCGCGAUACGUUUAAUUCAUUAGUAAAUGAAAAUGACCAAAUUCCGGAGAUUAAUAAGUUUCAUUAUUUACGUUCCUCGCUAAGAGAUGACGCUAUUGUCGUCAUAAACUCAAUUGCUUUUACGGCUGCAAAUAAUAAAUUAGCAUGGGAGAUGCUUUGUAAUAGGUACGAUAAUACUAGGCUGUUAGUGAAUAAUCACUUGAAAUCAUUAUUUUCCUUUCAACCUCUUACUAAGGAAUCUCACCAAUCAUUACGUUAUAUGAUUGAUUAUUUUACCAAAAAUUUACGAUCACUUAAUGUUUUAAAUGAACCGACCGAUUCUUGGGAUACAUUAAUUAUAUUUAUGAUGACGACCAAACUAGAUGGCGUCACUAGUUGUAAAUGGGAGGAAUAUAGAAGUUCUUUACCGGACUCUCUCUGCCUGGACGAUUUUUAUAUAUUUCUUCGUAAUCGAGCUGAUAUUUUAGAAACACUACAAUUUAACAAAUCUGAUAAUUUUAAAUACGAAAAAGGUUCUCAUAGAUAUGAUCCAAAAGUAACAAGAUCCUUUGUAAUAACCAAUAAACGCACAAAUAAUAAAUCUUGUGUUGUUUGCAAAGGGAAUCAUUUAUUACAUAAUUGCGAUCAGUUUAGAAACAUGAGAGUGGAAACUCGGUUGAGUGAAGUUGCCAGACUUAAUCUUUGCGCCAACUGUCUGCGACCGGGCCAUCGUCCCUCUCGAUGCUUUCGUCAAUGCUGUCGUCUAUGUAACAUAAAACACAAUACGUUUUUGCAUAUGGAAGAGGUAGGUAAUACUAAAUUAAUUAAAGAUAAUGUUCUAUCUCAUUCUCCAGGCAAAGACAGUGAACUACCUCACUCACCCGGCAGCGUUCACGGCGACGAUAAUAAUACCGAAGUUUCGUUGUCCGCCGUGAUGCCCGGCCCAGUGUUAUUAUGUACUGCGCAAGUCGACGUUUUAGACCCAAUCUCGAAUAAAUAUUUUUCUGUUAAGGCGCUUUUAGAUAAUGGCAGCCAGUCGUCGUUGAAGGACGAGCAACCACCGAUGAAGUGGAUACUGGGACGUAUUCACGCACUGCACAAUGGACCAGACGGAAUAUGCCGAGUCGUUGAUGUAACAACAUCCAAGGGCGUCAUCAAGAGAGCCCUGAACAGGGUCUGCUAUCUGCCUACAAAGGAUUCCUAUUAGCUUCUUG
Messenger RNA from Papilio machaon (common yellow swallowtail), 1963 nucleotides. RefSeq lists its product as uncharacterized. NCBI's taxonomy places the organism in Eukaryota, Metazoa, Arthropoda, Insecta, Lepidoptera, Papilionidae. The transcript has 2 exons. Bases 76 to 1956 code for a protein of 626 amino acids. The record is from RefSeq and is a predicted model, not a curated record.